This is a messenger RNA of Camponotus floridanus (Florida carpenter ant), 1350 nucleotides long. RefSeq names its product odorant receptor 67c-like. The transcript has 6 exons. Gene Ontology annotation, biological process: detection of chemical stimulus involved in sensory perception of smell; sensory perception of smell. The coding region runs from base 112 to 1308 and encodes 398 amino acids. Lineage: Eukaryota; Metazoa; Arthropoda; Insecta; Hymenoptera; Formicidae. The record is from RefSeq and is a predicted model, not a curated record. Gene Ontology annotation, molecular function: odorant binding; olfactory receptor activity. Gene Ontology annotation, cellular component: plasma membrane.
AAUAACUUUUAAAUACUGUUAGAAAUGCCAGAUUAAACAUUUCGAUAGAAAGCGUCGACAUAGGAGCAUAAAGCAGGAAUAAGACUUAUCAUAAAAGACAACAACGGAUUAAUGGAUAUCCAAAAAGUCAAUCCUUUAAAUGUUCGAUUGAACAUGAUCUCAGGUAAUCUUUUACCAAUGACUGCUAAAAAUUUAUCGUUUCCAGUAUUAUGGAGGAUAUAUAGCUUUCUAGUGUGGUCGCUCGCAAUAGUUCAAACAUGCAUAACAAUCCCCGGGUGCAUGUACGUGCCGAAAGAGAAAGCUUUAAAAGAUAGUUUAAUCGCGAUUGUAGUCACAAUAGAGGUGGUUUUCCUGGUUGUACAAAUUCAUGCGCGUAGAGAAUUGAUGCAGCGAUUAAUUCAGAAAUUGAAUAAUCUGUUACGGAUAGAGGACAAGAUGAUGGAAAGUGUAGUAAUGGAGACGCUGAAACCGAUGAUGACUCCCCUUAGAUUUUACUGGAUGGCUGGCAUAGUAUCCAUAAUUAUAUGGAGUGGUGUACCCUUUACGUUAAUUUUUCGAAGAGAUACCUUUUUCUACGUGGAUUUCAGAAUGCCAAUUGCCUACACCAAAGAACCAUUUUCCACCAGUAUUUUUGUGAUUGGAAGUUUUAGCAUUAUGAUCAGUAGCAUGUAUACUUUUACAAGAAAAGUCAGCGUGGAUAGCUACAUGAUAAAUUUGAUAUUGUUAAUAACGGCACAAUAUAAAUAUAUUGCUUUAAAACUUUCGAUGAUAUUUGACGAUGAUAUUUCGCAGACUAAUCACGACAGUUCUAAUAAAAGGAAACAUUAUUCUAAAAAUUAUUAUACGGAAAAACAGAUGAAAUCUUUAUGUCAACAUCAUAACGCUGUUAUUCGCGUAACGUUAAUUUUAAGAAAACUAUUAUCGUUGAAUUUUAGUCUGAUAUACGUUAUUAGCAUUCUUCGGUUUUGCGGUAUCGCUAUCAUGAUGAUUUCAAUACCAUCAACGACUUUAUUGGAAGGAUCUCUAAUCGUUAUGUACGCAUCUGGAGGAAUAGUGCAACUCUACAUAAUAUGUUCUUGUGUACAACAGCUAUUAGAUGCGAGCAUUGAAAUAACGGAUCAAGCAUUUCACGAACAAUGGUAUCGAUUCGGAGCAUCUAUAAAACGAACAUUUAUGUUUAUGGUAAUGGCUAAUAAUUUAGAACUUAAACUCUCAACAUUUGAAAAAUACAAUUUGUCUUUGUCUUCAUUCAUGACAAUCUUAAAUCAAUCAUAUUCAGUCGCAAUUAUACUAUUCAAAACUAGUUAAAAAGAACUAACUAUAUAAAUUUUAGAUACUGCAAGUGUAUGA